Messenger RNA from Stegodyphus dumicola, 3415 nucleotides. RefSeq lists its product as uncharacterized. Lineage: Eukaryota; Metazoa; Arthropoda; Arachnida; Araneae; Eresidae. The record is from RefSeq and is a predicted model, not a curated record.
AGAGGUAAAAUGCUGUUUUUUCCUUUUAAUCCGUAAUCGGUGUGUAAAUUUAUUAGAUAUAAUGAGCUAUACGCAGAUUACAAAAGAAAUUAUUGAGAAACUUCAGGAAGAAAAUAGUAACUUAUUAGAAACCUUACAUAAAGCUCAAGACAACAUUAAAUUUUUGGAGAAGCAGCUAGCAGAUAAAGAUGCAUUGAUAAAGAUUUUAAAUAACAGACUUCGUUAUGGAUCCGAUAGUUAUUCAAGUAUGAGUAACAGACAAAAUGAAUUAACUAUUAAACAUUUAGAACUUCAAAUCGAAAAAUUACUGAGAGAAAAUCAGGAUUUAGAAUUGCAAAUAAAUGCUCUGAAAUCUAACAUUUGCUCUAGAUGUGAAACAAAACUAAUUUUAGAUGUAGAGGACUACCCUGUUUUUCUACACAGUGGAAAACAAACGUUUCCAGUACCUGCACUUAAAAGACCAUCAAGAUCUGCUUCUAGUGUAAGUAAAAAAGUUACUGUAUCUGAAUGUUCAGAUCGUCAGAAAACUUUAGAGCGAAUAAUAGAACAUAAAGACAAAAGAAUUGAUCAUUUAGCUAAAGAAGUUCAGAAACUUACUCAAGUAGAGAAAGAAUUAACUGCUAAAAUUUAUAGGCUUACAAAAUUGCUUCCAAUGUCACAUAUGUCUCCCGAGAGUCUAACAGAAUGUUUACUAAAAGAAAUUCAGCAGUUGGAGUCACAGAUGCAAUGUUACAGUAGCACAUAUAGUAAUUUGCAAAAAUCAGAUCCUACAAAGCAUAAAAAACAGGUUAAUGAAAUGGAGGGGAAGAAAGAUUAUGCAUUUAAGAAUAAAGCUCCUCAGAAGGACGAUAACCUCGGAGGUAAACAAGAUUUUUCGUUAAAAGGUAAAGAAAUUAAUCCUGGUAUUAAAGGGAAAAUAAAAUCAUUUUAUGAAGCAGAAUUGGUAAAAAAAGAAGAUGAAGUGUUAAUGUCCAGUUUACGAGAACUUUAUAAAGACAUUUGUGAACUGAAACACUUUUUUGCUACUGAAAAUGAGAAAGCAUGUCAGGCAUUCAAACAGAAUUCUUUAAAAAAUGAUUUUCUAAAAUUAAAUUUGAAGGAAAUUAUUAAUAAAUUAAAUGGAAUUACUGAAAACAUUCAACAAAUAAUUAAAGUUAAACAUUUAAAACCUUUUGAUUUUAAUAAUGUCAGUAAUUCAGUUCAGCAAGAUAAUGUUAUCUUACGAUUGCAAGAGAGGUUACGAGAAUCAUUAGAUGUUAUCGCUGGAUAUGAAAAUGAAAAUAAGCAUUUAAAAGAAGAGCUUUCAACUCUUCAGCAUAAAAUAAAUGUGGAAAGAAAUUAUCAUCAAUCAAUCUCUGCUGAUAUGCAGAGAUCAAUGGAUGAUAAGGGCACAUGGGAUAGAAAUCGAGCACAAAAUACAAAUGAAGUUCAAAAUAUAAAAGAAUUACUUGCUAUUAAAGAGAGACAACUAAGUGAUGCAGAAAAUCAUAUUGAAACACUUCAGAAUUAUGUUAAAUUGUUACAGGCGUUACAAAAGCCAUCAGAGGAUUCAAAAACUCAGAUGUCUUGUGUUAAAGAGAAAAUAUCAGAUACUGAUGAUGCACUAAUUAAGCAACUGAAAACUAAAGAGAAAAUAUCAGAUACUGAUGAUGCACUAAUUAAGCAACUGAAGACUAAGUUAGAUGUGGCUGAAAAAAAUAUUAAACAGUGUGAAGAAGUCAUUGAAGAUCAACAGAACACUAUUUGCAAUUUAGAAGAAGAAAAUAUGAAUUUGAAAUCUGAUUUACAUGUGGUUAAAAGUGAUAAAGUUUUAUCUGAAGUACAUAAUAAGCAAAAUAUGACUUUGAAAUCUCAGUUAGCACAAGUUAAAAAUGAAGUUGCUUUUUUGAAAAGCGAAAAUAAAGAUUUAAAUGAUAAAAUAAUUUUAUUAGAAGAAGAAAAUUCUAAAUUGCUAAAUAAUUUAAAAGACUCUGAUAACAGUAAAUUUUCCCUUUCUGAGAUUCAAGCUAAAUUAAAUACUGAAAAGAAAUAUGCUUGUGACUUAAAAAAUACAGUUGGUGAACUAAAAAGUAGUUUGAAACUUUUAGAAGAAGAAAAAACUCAACUUCAGACUCGUUUGAGAGAAGCUGAAACUAGAAUACACAUGUCUAAAUCGUAUGAAGAGGAUUUGCAAUCUUUGAAAAAUAAAUUGAUGUUACAGGAACAGGAAAAUCAAAAGUUAAAAGAUUCUUUACAUGCAUUUGAAAGUAAGGCUAUGGAAAUGAGCUAUUAUAGAAAAACUUUACACCAAGAAAUUGAAAAUUUAUGUGAGGCAUUGCUGGAAAAUUCAGAUGAUGAUCGGACUGUUUCCCGCCGUAAAGCCAUCUACAAAGCUGCUGUUCUGCGCUCUGCGCAAGCUUUGUUAAGACUUGGUGAAGAUUCAAAAUUAGAAGACUCUGGAAAAAGUAAUGCUCUUGAUGAAAUGAAACACCAUGUUCAGGUUUAUCUCACUGAAGUUGCUCGCAUUCAUGAAUUGUUGACAAUAAAAGAACAGCAAAGAGAAGAAUUGCUUAAAGAAUAUCUUGAAAUAAAUGAGUCAUUAGACUCAGCAAUGCAAGGUUCUUCAUUAAAACAUGAAUUACUUGUUCAUGAUGACAUUCCAGGAGAAAAACAAGAAUCUAUGCCACAUGCUGAAGCUGCUUGUGGUGCUUCAGGUACUAAUGCAAAUUCUUCUGGAACUCUUGCAGGUAUAAGUGAUAAAGGUACUGAAACAAAGAAGGCUAACAAUUUAAAAAAAUCUGAGCAACAUGUCUUAGGAGAAACUGGAAAUGAAAUUAAAUCAGUUGUGGAAGAUUUAAAUGCAUCAAAAAUUCUCAAUUCGUAUCUCCUGUCUAGUUGUUCCAAAUUGGAAGAACAACUUGAAAAAGAAAGAACAGAACAUGCAAAAUGUGAGAAAGAGUUAGAAGUGAUUAAAGAGAAUAUGCAGGAGGUAAAAAUGCAACUAAAUGUAAAAAAUGACAUGCUGAAAAGGUUUAACACAAUCAUUGAGAUGAUGCGUUCGAAAGAGUGCAAUGAUGAGAUCACUAUGGAGCAACUGAAAAGUGAAAUAAAGUGGUUAAUAGAUGAAAAUCAGAAAAUAUUUGAAAAAAUAACUGCUACACAGUCUGAAUUAUGCAAGUGUAAGGAAGAAAAUUCACGAAUUCAAAAUGAUCUUGCUGAUAUGAAAAGACAGCUUGUGAAUGAAAAAUUUGAGCAUGCAAAAGUUAACAAUGAGCUGAAGCAUUUACGUAUGCAGAUAUCUAAUUCUCAUUCAUCAUUAAAUGGUGAUUCAUAACAUAAUCGUAAUCAGUGAGAAAUUAAUCUCCUGUUAAGUUAUUAAAUUAAUUUAUUUACUAACUGAUGUAAUUGCGUAAGUAUUUAAAUAAUUUUAUUUACU